CCCAUUUCAGCUCUGCCGAGAGGAGCAAGCUGAGCAGAGACGAUCAUUUCCAGGUGGACACAAAUCUGACAGGCAGGAAGGAAGGGGUAAAAAGAGGAGAGAUAUAGAGAGGGAAAGCAACAGCUGCCAAGGAAGUAGGCCUAAAGCCACGCCAAGGGGCGGCAGUGACGACCAGUGUGGAGUAGCGGGGAGUGGUGACUCCCACCCACCGCAACCGUGUCCCACAGGGGCCAAGGCUCAGGCUACCUGAAUGAAGAUGAGUGAACCGGUGAAAAAUGAGGAGAGUUCAGUCUUUCCAGAAUCCAGCUGUGUGUCUCUAAAGAGUGACUGGUCCAGAGAGUCUCCUCCAUACUUCAGUAAUGAACCUGGACCCUCAGACACAAAAAUCUUUAAGCAGUUCACCACCUCAGAUCCGGACCAGUCUAAUUCAUUAGGAGACUCGUGGUCCCAGUGUGGAGAGCGACCGAAAACAAAACCUGGACUUCAGACAGACAGUCAGACCAUCACUGUGCAAACAGAUGCUGUCCUGAAUGAGAUUUUAAGUGAACAUAAAAUCAGUCUGAGGAGAAGAUGUGAAUGGGCGAAUGAAGGAACACAUGAAACAGGAAGUGGAAUUCUCCUCAAAAAAAUCUAUACAGAGCUCUAUGUCACAGAGGGACAGAAUGACGAGGCUGAUAGGCAACAUGAGGUAUGGAAGCUUGAAGCAGAUUCCAGGAUGGAUGUCCUCUAUGACACUCCAAUUAAGUGUCAUGACAUCUUUAAAGCCUCACCUAAUCAACAGAGACCCAUCAGAGUGGUUCUGACCAACGGGAUUGCUGGCAUUGGAAAAACCUUCUUAGUUCAGAAAUUCACUCUGGACUGGACAGAGGGCUUGGAAAACCAGCAUGUUAGUGUGGUGAUCCCACUUUCCUUUAGGGAGUUGAACUUGAUCAGAGAUGAGCAGUACAAUCUUCUUGAGUUACUCUACAUUUUCUAUCCAGUAUUACAGAAAGUGACAGCAGAAAUGUUCACUGUCUGUAAUUUUUUGUUCAUCUUUGAUGGUCUGGAUGAAAGUAGAUUUGCAUUUGAUUUCAUCAACAGGACGGUUGUGUCUGAUAUUACACAAAAGUCAUCAGUCAGCGAGCUGCUGACAAAUCUCAUAGAGGGGAAGCUGCUUCCCUCGGCUCUUGUCUGGAUAACUUCUCGACCUGCUGCAGCCAAUCAGAUCCCGCCUACAUGUGUUGACAGGCUGACAGAAGUACGAGGCUUCACUGAUUCCCAGAAGGAGGAGUACUUCAGGAGGAGAUUCAGUAACGAAGAGCUGUCCCGUAGAGUCAUCUCCCACAUGAAGACUUCCAGGAGCCUCCAGAUCAUGUGCAGAAUCCCAGUCUUCUGCUGGAUCACUGCUACAGUUCUGGAGCACAUGUUGACCAUGGAGGAGAGAGGAGAGCUGCCCAAGACCCUGACUGACAUGUACUCACACUUCCUGCUGGUUCAGACAAAGAGGAAGAAGAACAAGUAUCAUGAGGGACAUGAGACAAAUCCACAGGAGCUGAAGAAGACUGACAGGGAAGUUCUUCUAAAGCUGGGGAGGCUGGCUUUUGAACAUUUGGAUAAAGGAAACAUCCUGUUUUACCAAGAAGACCUGGAACAGUGUAGUCUAGAUGUCGCAGAUACUUCCGUGUACUCAGGAAUUUGCACAGAGAUCUUCAAAAAAGACUGUUCAAUCCUACAGAAGCCUGUAUACUGCUUUAUUCACCUGAGCAUUCAGGAGUUCAUGGCUGCAGUCUAUAUGUUCCACUCUUACACCAACAGGAAGACAGAGGUAUUGCAAGUAUUCCUGGGGAAAAACUGGGAGUAUCAAGACAGUAAUUCUGAUAGUGAUGAUUCUGAUGGUGAUACUGAAUUAUUUUCCAAGUCUGAUUAUGUUAUCCCUUCCCCAGUGGACUUCCUUACAAUUGUGAUGGAGAAAUCCCUUGAAAGUACAACUGGCCAUUUGGACCUGUUUGUUCGCUUCCUUCAUGGCCUCUCUCUAGAAUCCAAUCAGAGACUCUUAAAAUCCCUAUUAGGUCAGGCAGAGAUCUGCCCAGAAAUGAUCCAGACAGCCAUGAACAACCUGAAGGAAAUUAACACUCACAAAAUCUCUCCAGACAGAAGUAUCAACAUCUUCCAUUGCUUGAUGGAAAUGAAUGACCUUUCAGUGCAUCAGGAGAUCCAAGAGUUCCUGAAGUCAGAGAACCGAUCAAAGAAACUCUCUGCAAUUCACUGCUCAGCACUGGCCUACAUAAUGCAGAUGUCAGAGGAAGUUCUGGAUGAUUUGGAUCUGACAAAUUAUAACACAACAGUGGAGGGACAACAAAGGCUGAUCUCAGCUGUGAGGAACUACAGAAAGGCUCAACUUUCUGGCUGUGGACUUUCAGAGAUUCACUUCAAGCUGUUAGCCUCAGCUCUGAAGUCAAACCCCUCCCAUCUGAGAGAACUGGACCUAAGUGAGAAUUAUUUGCAAGAUUCAGGAGUGAAGCUGCUUUCUGCUGGACUGAAGAGUCCACACUGUAGAUUGGAGCGGCUGAAACUUAAGAAAUGCAAACUGUCAGAGAGUUGCUGUGUGAUACUGGCAUCAGCUCUAAAGUCCAACCCAUCCUAUUUGAAGGAGCUGGAUUUGAGUGACAACUCACUGCAGGAUACUGGAAUGAAACGGUUGAUAGCUGAACUGGAAAGCUCAGAUUGCCAACUUGAAAAUUUGAGACUGAAAAACUGUAGGUUGAUAGAGACCAGUCGGUAUCUAAUCUCAUUUCUGAAAUCUAAUCUGAGAGAGCUGGAUCUGAGUGACAACAAUCUGCAGGAUUCAGGAGUGAAGCAUCUGUCUCUAGGACUGGAGAAUCCAAAGUGUAAACUGGAGACACUCAGAUUGCAGUCCUGCAGGUUGACAUGGAUAAGCUGUGCUUCACUGGGUUCAGCUCUGAAGUCUAACUCCUCCCAUCUGAGAGAGCUAGACCUAAGUGUCAACAGGCUACAGGAUUCAGGGGUUAAGCUGCUUUCUGCUGCACUGGAGAGAUUUUGUUGUAGACUGGAAACUCUAAGGCUGUCCAGAUGUCAGAUUACAAAUGAAGGUUGUGCUUAUCUGGCCUCAGCUCUCAAAUCCAACCCUUCCCCUUUGAGAAUCCUGGAUCUGAGUCACAACAAUCGCCUAAAGGAUUUGGGAGUGAAGCACCUGUGUGGUUUGCUAGAGAGUCCAAACUGUAGACUGGAGAUUCUGAGUCUGAGGUUCUGCAGUUUGUCGGAUGUCAGCUAUUCUUCUUUGGCUUUGACUCUGAAAUCCAACCCCUUCUAUCUAAAAGAGAUAGACCUGAGGCUAAACAAUCAUCUGACGGGCACUGGAAUGAUGCAGCUGUCCAGUCUCGUGAAGAGUCCAGAAUAUAGACUGGAGACUCUACGGUUUUAGACACUGUUGAAACACUCCACGUCUUCAUGGAAGACUGCUACCAAAUGGAAGAAUAAUUUUGAUUCCACAGUUUUGUUUCUUUUUUUUGACAACCCUAUCCAAAGUGUGACUUUAGCUAUUCAUACUCAUUCGAGAUGAAAUAAUUCACAUAUAUACUUUGUUAGCAGUUCAUAGUAGAAGAAUAAUAUGAAUUUACUGCUACUGCCUGUAAAUUCAUUUGACAGCGCCAUGACAUGACAGGGAUGUCUUAAAGGGAUAUCUUAAAAGCUAAAUUUGCCUAAAAUAAAGUCAAAUCUGUUUCUUGACAGCAGCUCAAAGAAAAAUAUCAGAUUUCCUGUGCCUUUGAAAGACUGAUCAAUCUUUUUGUGACUAGGCAGCUCUUUCGAGCUGGCCCAACUCACUUUUGUAAUUUUCCUUUUGGAACCUUGGUUUAUCUGUGAGCUCUCCAAAUGCUGGAAAAUUUAUGUUACUUUCUUGUUUCCAUCUUGUUGGUGUGUUGAUACCUGUUAUGAAUAUCAAUUACUAUGAAAUAUGAGUGAAUAAAUAACAUUUAUUACAUUACAAACUUUUUUUUUUAAUUUUCAUUCAAUUUCUUUUAGAAUUUUAUGCUACUCAGGUCCUCACUUAAGUACU
Archocentrus centrarchus (flier cichlid) is the source of this 4054-nucleotide messenger RNA. Its product is annotated as NACHT, LRR and PYD domains-containing protein 12-like. The transcript has 12 exons. The coding region runs from base 251 to 3421 and encodes 1056 amino acids. The record is from RefSeq and is a predicted model, not a curated record. Lineage: Eukaryota; Metazoa; Chordata; Actinopteri; Cichliformes; Cichlidae. Gene Ontology annotation, molecular function: protein binding.